CGGCAUCGGCGGCACCAGAUCAUCCAGUCGAGUCGCGUGCGGCGUCGGAGCCGACAUCCGCUCGGCCGACAUCGGCGGCGUCGUUCUCGGCUCAAGCUCGCACAGCGGCUCUAUAACGGAGGGGUUGAGAACAGCCUUAGCCCGACUGCGACAGCGAUCCUCCACACCGACCCCACCCUCGACGGCGCACAACUCCCCCCAGCACCACCAGCGGGGGGACGCGCAAACAUCUUCACUGCACAACACCCCAACGCACAACCACCACUCUUCCAACAAGGGCUGCCACUCGUCGGUAGGCAUAAGCGGCGGAGACGGCCCGAACACUGGACCCUGUGGCACUCCGUCCCAUCGCCGUCCCUCAUAUCCCCAGCACACCCCGGCCCGUCACCCGCACCGCCAAGACCACACCUCCCCCGUCGGCGGCGGUUCUCAAACGGCCCCCGCCACGCCGCGCACCCCAACAAACAGCAGCCCCAGAAUGACGGUAAACUCGCAGUCGGGCUCAACAGCAACGACCAAUAGCAAGUCGCAGCGGCCCCCAGACGACUUGAUUUCGACGGCCACGUCUGCGUUGCGCAGGUUGCACUUCAAGACGGGCAGGAACGCAACCAAAAAUAGCCAGCCCGCCAACCAAAAGAACCAACCAGUACCCAAAGUAAUAGUGAUGGGAUCUUCGAGCACGGCAUCAGAAACGACGAUCAACACGAGCACCGACAGCUCGAACACAAUCGUCACCACGAUGACCGCUACCGAUGGAGAAGCCACCGAGGACAGCCUCGACACGAACGAACCCUUCGACUACCCGAACUCUUCGUUGGAAGGUUCUGGCAAAAUACUGACGCCUGUUACGGUGUCCCCCAAAACUCCUGCCACCGCCAAGCAACAAUCGCCGCUCACGGCCAAGCAGAUGCACGACAGCAAGUUCACGUUUGAGCUGGAUUCAAACAUUACUCCAAGAGCGGUUGAAAUUCCUAAAUUCAAUUUCGAAAAUCCUCAUCUGGUGCACCACCAUCAUCACAAUCAAGAAGAAAAAAGCGUCGACCAAUUGAUGGACGAACAAGUGGAAGCACUGAAAUUGGACGCAAGAAGAAGAAACUCCUACAAAGCAGCACAAACAGAUUUCGACAAGAUUGAAGUGAUGAGAGACGAGGACCUGAUUAUGCAUGUUGAACCUACUAGAGAAUUAAGAAUGCAUCAUAGGCAUAGUCCAAAGGAGCACAGAAGGAGUUUCAGGAGAAAGUUGGAAGUGGAUAAGGAACCUGUGGAAAGGACGUCUCCUAAAAGGAGAGCUGAAAGAAAUUUGAAUUCGUCUCCUGAAAAUAAUGAUUCGGAUUCGCCGAAACCAAAACAUAGGCACAAGAAAAGCAGUCGCCGUCAUCACUCGCCCAAUAAACAACAAACUGACAAAUUUAGUUACGACGAAAAACACAUCGCCAAAUAUCACCACCGCAACUCCACCGCCUCCUCUUCAUCGGGUGGACCGUCCCGCAUGACGCCCCCACUUCCUGACCUAAGAGUGGACUUCUUCGCCGAACCCAAUAACUUGUGCAAUCUACAAGUGGAAGUGUCCCAAGAAAAGCGCGGCAGCGUGUGCCUGAACAAAUGCUUGCGCGAGGUGGGGGCCCAGCUGGACGCCUCCUCGAUUAACGUAACCACGAAUCCUCUAGAGAAUUCAGCGGUGCACUUUGCCAGUCGCAAACCGCCGCAGGCGACGAUCGUGGUGCAACAGCCGUCACUGAGUUUGGAUCACUCGAGCGUGUCCACGAUCCUGUUGAAGAACGGUAGUGAGUUUGUGUCGAACGUUGAAACUGGAAAGUUUACAUUGAAAAAGUAUAAGGAGGAUAACAUGAAGCAGCUACUCGACGUAGCGAAUAAUUUGACGUUGGAGGAAAUACACGAUUUUGAGAUGAGAUACGGUAGUCCUCAUCACAACCGGUCGCAGUCGGUGAAAACUCCGGGCCGGUCUUCCGGAAGACCAAACUACCUCUGUCUACCUCAGCAGAGGUCCAGGGUGGCUUCGAUGCCCAACACUGGAGUGGAGGAGGAGUACUACAGAUUAAGGCACUUCUCCAUCACAGGAAAGGGUGUGGUUAACAGAGGCGAUAGCCUGAAGAGCAGGCGGUCCAGGUCAAACAACUCGGUGGCUUCGAGUAAUUCAAGUACUGAGCAGUUGCCAGGUGCGGUAUCAGCAGCCGGAUCUGCCAGGACCUCUGCAUCCUGCAGUUUAGCCUCCUCGAGGGAGUCUUCUACUUCAGCCCCAGGACCUACUCCUUUUAAGGUCCUGAUACUCGGAGGUCCUGCGGUCGGGAAAUCGUCCUUGGUUUCGCAAUUUAUGACUUCUGAAUACCUGCACGCUUAUGAUACCAGUAUUGAUGAUGAAAGUGGAGAGAAAUCCGUAUCAGUAUUACUUGCCGGCGAAGAAUCCGAACUGACGUUUAUAGAUUUCGCCACAGCAGAUCUGUCGCCGGAAAGCUGCAUAAGCAAAUACCAGGACCCUCACGCAUACUGCGUGGUGUACUCGUCAGCUGACAGAAACAGUCAUCAGUGUGCUGAAAAAAUAUUGCAGACCCUGUGGACUUUGGAUUCCAUUGGUACCAAAGCAGUUAUAUUGGUCGCGAACAAGGCCGAUCUUGUGCGAUCCAGGGUGGUUACUACCGAAGAAGGUAAAAUGAUGGCCACCUCGUAUGACUGUAAGUACAUUGAAACAUCAGUGGGUAUUAAUCACAAUGUGGACGAAUUGUUAGUUGGAAUUCUGACUCAGAUAAGGCUGAAACUGGAAAAUCCCGAACGUAGCAGGGACCUUUUCAGGAAAAGGAGUUCUUCGAAGAAAAACUUGAACAGAAAUAAAUCGCCUGCAUCUGGAGCAGCCACUCCCACAGGAAGUGCCCAAAAUUCACCAAAAAAAUACAGAGGAUCCAGGACAUCUGCAAGUUUAAAAGUCAGAAGUCUUCUUGGAAAAGUUUGGGCAAGGGACAGCAAAUCAAAAUCCUGCGAGAACCUGCACGUCCUUUAAAAAGGACGAUAUUUAAAUUUAUAUCAAAUUACGACUUUUAAAGUAUUUAGUAGGAGAUAAAAUGUCCAAUAAAUCGUUAAAUGAAAAUUUUGCCCACAUACACGCACGUCAUGUCAGUUUAAUUGAAUUAUUUUGUUCGUAUGAUUGGGUUUUGAUAUUCGGCAUUGUUUUGCUCCAAUUUAAUUUAUAUUCAAUUCCCCCCAAUUAUUUUAGGCUUAUACAGGGUGCGGCAAUACAUUUUUUACACGAUAAUUAUAAAAAAAAUAUAAAGUAAAUUUAAAGUAAAACUUGCAUAAAAUAAACAUUAUAAAAAUACACAUUCGAAGUUCCAGGGAUGUGGCCAACUUUGUCGGCAAAAGUAAUUUGGUAAAAGUUACGGAAGUGAAUUCAGAUCCUCAUUUUUCUGUGAAUUCACUGGGCGGCAUUUUCGAAAGUUUUAUGCCGACUAACAUCUAAUGAAUGGAUUUAAAUAUACUAGACAAAAGACCUGCUCUCUAAAAAUGAAUUAGUCAAACAUGACUAAUUGUCAUAGCGAAAAAGCAGCCACCUAUAAUUCUCGUCAACAGCAAUUUGUAUCCCAAACAUUAGUCAAUUUUCAUGUAAAAUUGUCCCCUGAAUCUGAAAAUGCCAUCAAAAGUUAAAAAAAACUAGAAGUUUUUGAGAUCUAGUAAAUUUUCCAUAUACUAUGGAAUUGACUUUAUCUCAAAAACUGCUCUUUCAUAAUUUUUGACGGUAUCAUCGGAUUCAGGGGACAAUAUUACAUACGAAUUGGCUGUUAAAUGUUGGGGAUAUCAUGGUAUCCGAUGGUUAACCAUGGUAUAAGUAAAAAGCAGCCAAUAUUAACUAUAGUAACCAAUCAAUUUUGAGUAAUUCAUUUUUAGAGAGUAGGAAGACUUAAAUAAGAAUAAAUAGACAAUUGAAGAGGCAAUUGUAUGAAGAGGUUACGUAAAAGGACAAAAAUAUUGUAAUUUCAAUACCAAGUUUAUUUUUAUUUACAAUUACAAACUUUUUGUUCGGAGGUGUCAUGUUACAUUUAAAUUAGGAAAAAAACAGACAAUAAUUGAGGCCUGUCAGAGCAAAGUCAACAAUCUCCAAUAGACUAAAACUGAGUAAAUUGAGAUAAUUGAUUUUGGUAUUUUAAAUUCUAGAUUUGUAAUUUAUUUUAUAUGUUAUAUUGAAAUAUUGUUGUUGUUAGUCUAGUAGCCAACUACAAGGUCUCCAGGAUGCAUAGUAUAGGUGAAAUCUAUAAUUAUAAAUUGGAAAUUGC
This is a messenger RNA of Brassicogethes aeneus, 4280 nucleotides long. The record is from the annotation of a GenBank genome assembly. NCBI's taxonomy places the organism in Eukaryota, Metazoa, Arthropoda, Insecta, Coleoptera, Nitidulidae.